GUCAUAGCGACCGGAACUCGCCCAACAACAAACCUUCAAUUUUUAAGCAAACAAAAAAAAAUGCGAGUUUAUUUUACUGGGGCAUGAGUAGCUGUUAUUGUUGGAGACAUGUUUCGGCUAUUGGCAAAUCAAAGUGCCGAUCAGUUGCAACCCUUUCGCCUGUUUCAACGAUUGAGUCUGCGCUUGCAUGAUUGAUUCCGGUGUGACUGCAAGCCUCUGCUUCAUGUUGCUUUGUAGGGCGCAAAGAUCUUUGGUUGGGCGUGCGGUGCAAAGGUCACCGUCGCUUUAUUUGGCUGCGGUGAUGUUGGGACGGGCGGCCUCCUGGUUGCUGCGGGCUCACCGCGGGCCGUGGCCGUGCCCGGGCACCAAGAGCCGCAGCCCGGGCUCCCGCGGCGCAGCCACCUUCUCGGUCACGCCGUGCAAGAGCCUAGCGGAUGAGGACGUGUGCAUCCGUGUGGCCGGCUUAUCCCGCCACCAGGAGGUCACGCUGCGAGCCCAUGCAUUGGACGAGAGGGAGCAAAUAUUCGACUCCUACGCCCAUUACCGCGCCGACAGCCACGGGCUGCUGGACAUCACCCACUCGCCCUCGCUGGGCGGGGACUACCUUGGCGUGGUGCCCAUGGGGCUCCUCUGGACCCUCUCUCCCGCCACCAUGGAGAUGCCCUACCAGAAGCUGAGGCCUUACACUAAUCUGAUCGGCAUGCCCAUGCGAAUCGAUCUGUUUUUGCACUCAGGCCACUCGCAGACCCGCGUCGUCCCCGGACAGAUCCUGGCCAAGCAAACCAUUGAGAGGUGGUACAGCAAACCGGGAGUCCGCUGGAUUAAGCUAAGGGAAGGCAGUAUAAGGGGCAGCUUGUUUCUGCCUCCAGGGGACGGUCAGUUUCCUGGAGUGAUAGAUCUAUUUGGCGAUGAAGGUGGUUUGACUGAAUUCCGUGCCUGUCUCCUUGCAAGUCGAGGCUUUGCUACCCUUGCUCUUCCUUACUUUGGGUUUGAGGAUCUACCACGUGCCUUAACAGAUCUUCGUUUAGAAUAUUUCGAAGAGGCUGUAGAUUACUUACAGAAGCAUCCUAAGGUGAAAGAAUCUGGCGUUGGAGUAAUAGGGUCUUCAAAAGGUGCGGAUUUGGCUCUAUCAAUGAUCACAUUUAUACCAAAAGUGGUGGCAUCUGUUUGUAUCUCUGGUUGUAAUGCAAACACUCUAUUUGAUUUGUAUUACAAAGAUGUGUAUCUCCCCAGUGUUAAAUACAAUAUAGAUGAUAUCGUCUGUUUGGACUCGGGGGUUCUGGAUGUGUCUAAAUUGAUUCGUGACCCUCAGCAAAAUCCAAAGAGUAUCAUCCCAUUGGAAAAAGCUGAAGGACACAUUUUGUUCGUGGUAGGAGAAGAUGACAAGAUCUGGGAGAGCAAGGUCUUUGCUGAGGAAGCGAUCAAAAAACUGAAAACACACAGGAAAAAUAAUUAUGAACUCCUCAGUUAUCCAGGAGCUGGGCAUCAUAUUGAACCUCCAUGUUCUCCAUUUUGUGUUGCGCGAAUCAACCGGUUCCUUGGACAUCCAGUACUGUCAGGAGGAGAACCCAUAAAGCAUUGCUAUGCUCAACAAGAUUCUUGGCAAAAGAUUCUACAGUUUUUCCAUUCACAUUUACAUUGAUGUGAGCCACAGAAUUAAUGAGAUUUCUUUUUUUAACAAAAGUGUUACUUGGUCUCAGAAGAAUUUCUGUACUUUAUGCAAAAGAACUGUAAGGAACGCAAUCCAAGAACACCUGAAACUCCUACUCUGAACCACCAAUACAUUACUGAUGUCAUGCUUUUUGUACAAAAAUACUUUAUUAAAAGAGUUAUGUUAAUACAGUGCUGUCAUCAGAAAACCUAGUA
Leucoraja erinaceus (little skate) is the source of this 1866-nucleotide messenger RNA. RefSeq names its product acyl-coenzyme A thioesterase 5-like. The coding region runs from base 188 to 1642 and encodes 484 amino acids. Gene Ontology annotation, biological process: acyl-CoA metabolic process; fatty acid metabolic process. The transcript has 3 exons. Lineage: Eukaryota; Metazoa; Chordata; Chondrichthyes; Rajiformes; Rajidae. Gene Ontology annotation, molecular function: fatty acyl-CoA hydrolase activity. The record is from RefSeq and is a predicted model, not a curated record.